Molecule: messenger RNA, 2514 nt
Organism: Chenopodium quinoa (quinoa)
Lineage: Eukaryota; Viridiplantae; Streptophyta; Magnoliopsida; Caryophyllales; Amaranthaceae
Product: DEAD-box ATP-dependent RNA helicase 28-like
Exons: 11
Coding region: 55-2514 (819 amino acids)
Molecular function (GO): ATP binding; RNA helicase activity; nucleic acid binding
Source: RefSeq, a predicted model, not a curated record
CCUAGAAAACUAACACAAAAACCCUCUUCAACGUUUGUUCACAGAGCUACUAUAAUGGGUUACGACAUUCAUUCCGGCGACGAUAAUGCCUCCGAAUCUGCCUGGGACUUCGCCGCCUACUCCGAAGCCGUCGCUGAAGAACACGCCCGCCGUCACACCACCUCAGUCGACCAAAAAAUCCACAAGCUUCGUCAACAGCGCGCCGUCUCUCUCCCUAACCCUAACGACUCCGACUCCGACUCCGAAUCCAAUAAACAAGAGGAUUACAAGGCUGAGAAAGGAGAUGAUGAUGAAAACGAUGUUGUUGAAAGUGAUAAACCUUUCUUUGCAGCUGCUGAAGGUGUUUCCUAUCAAGCUAAAUCGUUUUUGGAGCUUAAUCUUUCGAGGCCGUUGCUUCGAGCUUGCGAAGCGUUAGGGUACUCUAAGCCUACACCAAUCCAGGCUGCUUGUAUACCAUUGGCAAUGGCCGGGCGUGAUAUUUGUGCGAGUGCAAUAACCGGUUCUGGGAAGACCGCAGCUUUUUCAUUGCCAACCUUGGAGAGGUUGUUAUACCGCCCAAAGCGUGUGCCGGCAAUUAGGGUUCUUAUUCUUACUCCUACAAGGGAGCUAGCUGUCCAGGUUCACAGUAUGAUAGAAAAACUUGCUCAAUUUACAGAUAUAAGAUGCUGCCUGAUUGUUGGUGGGCUAUCAAAUAAGGUGCAAGAGGCUGCAUUAAGGUCGAUGCCAGAUGUCGUUGUGGCAACUCCAGGGCGUAUGAUUGACCAUUUACGUAAUUCAAUGUCUGUGGAUCUAGAUGAUCUUGCUGUCUUGAUUCUUGAUGAGGCUGAUCGACUUUUGGAGCUUGGAUUUAAUGCUGAGAUCCAGGAACUCGUCCGUAUGUGUUCAAAACGGAGGCAGACAAUGCUGUUUUCUGCCACAAUGACUGAAGAGGUUGCAGAGCUUGUCAAACUAUCCUUAAAGAAACCACUACGGUUGUCAGCUGAUCCGUCUGCCCAACGACCAGCAGCUUUGACUGAGGAGGUUGUGAGAAUAAGAAGAAUUCGUGAAGCACAUUAUGAGGCAGUGCUUCUUGCAUUAUGCUCAAAAACAUUCACAUCCAAAGUAAUCAUUUUUAGUGGAACCAAGCUUGCUGCUCAUAGGUUGAAGAUCUUAUUUGGAUUAGCAGGCUUAAAAGCAGCCGAGUUUCAUAGCCAUCUUACACAAGCGCAGCGUCUUGAUUCUCUUGAGCUUUUCAGAAAACAGGAAGUAGACUUCUUGAUUGCAACAGAUGUUGCUGCUCGAGGGCUUGACAUAGCUGGGAUUCGGACAGUUAUUAAUUAUGCUUGUCCUCGUGAUCUCACAACAUAUGUACACCGAGUGGGUCGUACAGCAAGAGCUGGUCGGGAAGGAUACGCAGUCACAUUUGUCACUGAUAAUGAUCGCUCUCUACUAAAAGCCAUUGCUAAAAAGGCUGGUUCUAGGUUAAAGAGCAGAAUUGUUGCUGAAGAUUCAAUUAAUAAGUGGGCGCAAACAAUUGAGCAGAUGGAAGAUCAGGUUGCUACUAUUCUUCAAGAAGAGAAAGAAGAAAUGGCUUUGAGAAAAGCAGAGAUGGAAGCAGCAAAGGCUGAAAAUAUGAUUGAGCACAGGGAAGAAAUAUUUUUCCGGUCUAAAAAGACGUGGUUUAUGAUUGCCAUAGGAUUUUGUUGGGGAGCCAUUAUUUGUAGUGAACUGAGAUUCAAGAUCUUGAUUUUUGCCAAAGAAGAAGAAGACAGAGGAGAGCCAACAAGGCAAACAUCUUCUUCGGACGAGUCUUCCGCCGAAGAAAUGGCAGGUCAAAGGAGAAGAAGAGCUAUUAUAAACCCUGGGCAGUUUCAAGCUGUCGAACCUGCUGCUAAGAGACCUCGGCUAGGUGAAGACCCGACCGAGGAUGUUAAAGAGAAGACUCCUCCUCCUCCCGAGAUAUUGGAUGGGAGGCCCAAAUAUUUUAAGAAGGCCGAGGAAAGAGUUGAAGAAGCGAAGAACUUUGACGUUCCUUCAACUUCAGUUGGAAACUCCUUUAAGACCUUCCAGUCUUCUGAGAUGGGGUUUGAGUCUGCCCCACUAUCGGUUGUUCCAGAUGCUGCUAGGAACGCUCUUCUUUCUCACCGAGCCUCAGCAAUUGAGUACUUCGGUGACUUGUCUGGCUUGUCCGAAUUGGAGAAGGUGAAGGUCUUGUCCCUUCGGGCUGCAGCUGGGGUGUCUAAGCCCCUUGUGAGGGUUCCAGACCCAUUUGUUGAGAAUCGGAAAAUGUUGUUGCACGUCGUUCAUAACCAUUUUUUCGCUAUGGGAAUGAACAUGGAGUUGAAGGGCAAGGCAGAAAAGGCCGAAGAAUCUGAGUGCCGAGCUGAAGAGCCAAAAGCCGAGGCUGAGGCUCAGGCUGAGAGGGAAGCUGAAGAAGCCAAAAAGAAAGAACCUCAUCCUGCUUCCUCUUCGGCUGGUGCUGGAAGUUCCAAGGGCCCAACUGCUCAACCUGAUUCUGCUGAUGCUGAAGCAUAG